AUAUUUUUGAGACCACAACUGUGAAACGGUGCCAAGGCCACAAGAUACAUACUGAAGUUGCGGUCUGGAUAAACCGAAGCACUGUGGUUGCUCAUGAAAUCUUCUUAAUGGCCGCGGCCCUCCACCACCACCACUUCCGCCACUGCUCGUUCGUCUCUCCGUUAUCAAGAAAUGCACUGACAGUAAGGAGACCAAAAGCAUGGCUGCUCACUUCUCCGGGAAAAUCUGGCCUUUUCCAGCUCUCUUGCUCUUCUUCUUCCACUUCGCCGCCUCCUUCGCCGUCCUCUCCGGAAGUCAGUGCCUCCGCUGCCACGGCUGAGUCAUGCGUCAACUUAGGUCUUUCCCUCUUUUCUAAAGGACGGGUGAAAGAUGCUCUGGAGCAGUUUGACAAAGCACUUACUUUAGAGCCCAACCCUGUGGAAGCUCAAGCUGCACUUUAUAACAAGGCUUGUUGUCAUGCAUACAGAGCGGAAGGUAAGAAAGCAGCUGAUUGUUUGCGCCUUGCUUUGAGAGAAUAUAAUCUCAAGUUUGGCACUAUCCUCAAUGACCCCGACUUGGCUUCCUUCAGAGCAUCUCCUGAAUUUAAGGAAUUGCAGGAAGAGGCUAGGCUAGGUGGGGAAGAUAUUGGGUACAGUUUCAGAAGAGACCUCAAGCUCAUCAGUGAGGUCCAAGCUCCAUUUCGAGGGGUUAGAAGAUUCUUCUAUGUGGCAUUUGUUGCAGCUGCAGGAAUAUCUACGUUUUUCACUAUACCAAGGCUAAUCCGCGCAAUUCAAGGUGGAGAUGGUGCUCCUGAUAUCUGGGAGACGGUAGGAAAUGCUGCAAUCAAUAUUGUCGGUAUUGUUGUUAUCGUGGCUCUGUUUUUGUGGGAUAACAAGAAAGAGGAGGAACAGAUUGCACAAAUAACACGGGAUGAAACCCUAUCAAGGCUUCCUAUACGCCUUUCAACUAAUAGGAUUGUUGAACUUGUCCAAUUACGCGACACCGUGAGACCUGUUAUUUUGGCUGGGAAGAAAGAGACAGUCACUCUGGCCAUGAAAAAUGCUGAGAGGUUCCGCACUGAGCUACUUAGGCGAGGAGUCCUUUUAGUCCCGGUUGUUUGGGGUGAAGGACAAGAACCUCAGGCACAGAAAAAAGGCUUUGGUGUUUCCCGAAAGGCAGCUUCUUCUCUACCUUCUAUUGGGGAAGAUUUUGAGAAGCGAACUGAGUCGGUAAUUGCACAAUCAAAAUUAAAAGCAGAGAUUCGUUUCAAGGCAGAGGCGGUGUCACCAGUUGAGUGGGAACGGUGGAUUAGAGAUCAGCAGAAGUCUGAAGGUGUUACUCCUGGUGAAGAUGUCUAUGUUAUUCUCCGUCUAGAUGGCCGUGUUCGAAGAUCUGGGAAGGGAAUGCCUGAUUGGGCACAGAUUGUUAAGGAGCUACCUGAAAUGGAAGCGCUGUUAAGCAAACUAGAAAGAUAAACAAUAAUCGCUUUGUUAGUUAACCGAGCGAACCAUAGAAGCACAUUAGACUCACCAAUUUGCAGCACGCUUUUGGAGGUGAGAUUCGCAGUGCUUUCUUAUUUUUCUUCAACAUGCCCCGACGCAAGAAAGGCUUUUCGUGCCAGACUUUACACUAAACCAUAUGCCUAGAUGCCUGUUUGAGUUCUUGCAGUAUUGUUCUCUGUUCUUUACAAAUGCUCAUUGUUGUAAAUUGACAACAUUGGUUAAACAUACUAGGAAGCAAGAUGGUAAUAUUAGCAUGGAACUAAUGUUGUCUGUCCA
This is a messenger RNA of Ipomoea nil (Japanese morning glory), 1757 nucleotides long. RefSeq names its product protein LOW PSII ACCUMULATION 1, chloroplastic. Gene Ontology annotation, cellular component: chloroplast. The transcript has 9 exons. The record is from RefSeq and is a predicted model, not a curated record. Gene Ontology annotation, molecular function: protein binding. Lineage: Eukaryota; Viridiplantae; Streptophyta; Magnoliopsida; Solanales; Convolvulaceae. The coding region runs from base 108 to 1454 and encodes 448 amino acids. Gene Ontology annotation, biological process: photosystem II oxygen evolving complex assembly.